Molecule: messenger RNA, 1317 nt
Organism: Racocetra persica
Lineage: Eukaryota; Fungi; Glomeromycota; Glomeromycetes; Diversisporales; Gigasporaceae
Source: the annotation of a GenBank genome assembly
AUGUCAUUAUCUUUUCAUUCUCGACUAUCUGAUAAUCUUGGUACUCUACUCGAACACGCAGAAGACUACGACGUUACGAUUAAAGUAGGAAAGCCCAAAGUUGAAAAUAAACAUUUUCGUGCACAUUCGGUUAUUCUAAGAGCAAGGUCAGAAUAUUUUCGGGCUGCUUUAUCAAAUAAGUGGGCAAAGAAAGAAGGAACAAAAUAUGUGUUUGAAAAGCCUAAUAUUAGACCGAUAGUAUUUGAAGUGAUACUUAGGUAUAUAUAUAGUGGCAAUAUCGUACUAGAUAAACUUAACGGAAAGGAUAUAAUAGAACUUUUAGUGGCAGCCGAUGAAUUAAUUUUUGAGGAACUUAUAUAUCCACUACAAGAUUAUCUUCUUAAAAAUCAAUUAACAUGGAUUCAAGAGAACAUUUUAUACGUUUUAAACACAGUUGUAAAAAUAAAUGCAUGUAGCCAAUUAAGAUUUCACUGUAUAUCGAUAGUCUGUCCGGAUCCUGUUAAAUUUUUCGAAUCACAAGAAUUCAUCGAAUUGGAUGACACAAAGGAAUUUAAUGCAUUAGAAAAAACUUUACAACGGUGUAUUCCGUUGAUAAGGUUUGGUCAACUUUCAAUUGAAGAAUUUAACACUAAAGUCAAACCAUUCAUAAAGAUUUUACCGUCAAAUUUGAGAUCAAGAAUUGUCCAACAUUUAUUGGCUAAAAGACAACCGGAGACUAAUUUGAUCACAAUAUCGACAACCCCAGAAAGAGCGAUAGACUCAAUAAUCAUCACGCAAAAACAAGCUGCUCUUAUUGCUUGUUGGAUAGAUCGAAAACCAGUGACUGAGUCUACAUCCCUAUCUGAUAUGUUUCCAAUUCCGUAUUAUUUCAGAUUAUUAUUUCGUGGAAGUCGAGACGGAUAUUUUGCUAAAACAUUUCAUACUCAAUGUGAUGGUCAGGGUGCUACAGUAGUUGUCGUGAGAGUAAGUAAAUCGGAUGAGUUAAUAGGAGGCUACAAUCCGAUAGGAUGGUCUUCACCCAGAGAUGUUGAAUGGCGUGGUACACGCGAUAGCUUUAUAUUUUCUUUAGGUGAUGGAAAAGAACUAAGUAAAGCAAAACUAAGUAGGAUUAAAGAUGAUUAUGUAAAUGACGCAAUCCAACUUCAUGAUCGACUUGGUCCUUCUUUUGGUUUUUACGAAUUGAAAAUUGUUGACGAUGCUGCGCGAGCUGAAACAAGUUAUGCAUCCGGUGGAUUGAAGUAUGAACAUGCUAUUAGGGAUAAAUGGAAUUAUUUCAGAGUAGAUGAUUAUGAAGUUUUUCAAGUUUUAAAGAAAUAA